CCGACUUCUUGCAUGCAAACAGGAGAUUUCUUCUAGAGAUAAGGGACUUACUGUACCAUCUUUUUGGGAAUCGCAUUAGUGUUAAUCACAGCUUUGCUGAGAAGAUAGAUAUUGUUCUGCAGGUAACAAUCUAACAUCUCUCAGAAGAUAUUUUCUGGGCUGCAGAAAUGAUCGGUGAAACAUAAGAACAAACCCUCUAUCUAUAUAUAUUUGAACAGUUUACCAAACAAAGCAAGGCAUAAAGCACUCCAGAGCAAUUACAGACAAAGAUUAAUGCAACGUUGCUGGCUUUAGUUCGUCAUUAAAUGGAAGAAAUUAUGCCAGCUACUAAAUUUGUGCAAUGUACUCUGGGAUAUAUUUCUGAAGACGCAAUUUUCCUCCAACAAAUUAAUGUUUGUGCCCUUAUUAAUAAUGCUGCAAGGAAGGAAAAAAUAUUUAAAUGGCUGUAACAGCAAGACUUAGCAGAAAUUACUCAAAAUGAAAUGUUGCUAUGUACUAUAGAAAGUGCUAUUAAAAAAUAGAGUGACAAUUUAGUUCUCAGUGACAGUAAUUCCGUAUUAAUCAUAUUUAUUCAGUAUUUAAUUAUAUGUACAAUACUGUCACAUAUUAAAUGUAAACAGGAAAGUAGAUUCACUUUUCUUAAAACACCAUCACUUUGUAUCGAUGAAAAAACAUCUUGUUUGUUGAUGAAACUUAAUCUCAAAGAGUAGGUUAUAUGAGAAAGACAAAAACAUUACAAGGAUUUGUCUGGAAAUAUCGAAGAAAAUAAGGCUCUAAAAUGAGCCCCUCUACAAAACAUUUUAUGGACUUGGUUAAAUUAUGGCUUCGUUUUCAGAUACAUUUUAAGUGAUCCACUGGAAUGGGUCACAAAGAAACAAGCUGUAUAGCCAACGAGCCCUACAACUCAAUGGAACAGAAACCACUAAGGGUGCGGCCUGCACUGCUGAAAAGAAAAAGUCUUGACACUUCCGACAAUACAAAGCCAUCUAACCACAGAAGAAACAAGUCUCAGCAAGUACGCUUUAAGGAAGACAGCACAAGUACUACUUCUCUAGGUUGUGCCCCACUGGUAACAGAGCCAGGUGAAAACGUUCCACUAGUAAAUGGAAGAGAUGAAAGGUGCCACAACAUAUCAAUGUGUCUGCUGGCUAAUCCUGAGUCCCAAUGUGGACUUCAAAACAUUGCUAUACAGACUUCCCCAAGCCUGAGAAAACAUUUUCCAAGCUUUAAGACAAAAAAACUUAUAGCUAGCAAUCCUAUAAGACAAUUCGCUAAAGAGCCAAGCUGUUUCCUGAGUAAUGGGGACCUUUCAGAAGAAGAAGUGGCAGCUCAGCUAUCCCAUUUGAGAAUAGUCGAACAAUUAGAAGAUGGCUUCAAACAUGUGAGUAGACAUGGUUCUGUUAAACAAACAUUACCCAAAGCACAAAGCAAUGGACCUAUCAGUGAAAGCUCAGAAUCAGAAUCUGUUGAACUGUUUGAGAAAGUCCCAGCCUUUACACUUGUACCCGAUAAUAAGACUGAAAACACUUCCAAGGGUUAUGGGAAUGAAUAUUCAGAAAGAUCUCAUGAAAAUACUUCACAAACUUUGAAGGUCACACCAGCGAAACAAACUAAACCAAAACACCAACAAGGCUUUUGUCAUUCAAAGCAAAGUAUAAAUGAAGAAUCAUCACCAUCACUGAAAACACAUAUUGACUUGAAUAGAACUGCAUCUGUAACACCUUCUUUUAAUAGCAGUGUCUGUAAUCAUCUUCACUCAGAGCACCAGCAAUUGGAAAACUCCACCAAAGGUUCAGAAAGUGAACCUCGGGUCAGUGAUAAUCAAGCAUUCGUACCAUUUCCGAACAAUACUGGAAUACAAACUAAUGCAGAAACAGUCGUAGCAACGGAGACAAAUACAAAUCGGCUGGAUUCCUCCCAGCCCUGUAGUGGCAUACAAAGUAUCUCAUGCUUUCCAAAGAGUGAAGAACAAUGUGAUACUAACAAGGAAAGCAAAGAAGGAAACCAAAGCCAGAAGGCACAUGGCGAAUUCUGUUCCUUACAAGGUAAACUACAAACCAUAGAAGAAUCCUUGCAAUCAAACAAAGAGAAGAUUAAGAUCCUUUUGAAUGUAAUUCAAGAUCUGGAAAAGGCCAGAGCUCUCAAUGAAGGACGCAACUUCUACCGAACUGGACAAGAUUUAAACAACUGCAGCACUUGCCAGAGCACAGCUUGCAUUAUUUACAGUGUAGAAUAUGACUUCAGGCAACAAGAAGGCAGAUUCCUCCAUAUUCUGAAAAUGCUGGAUGAAGUGGAACAAAGCCCUGUUUUGCCUCCUGUACAGAAACCUGAACCUGAUAAUGUCAUUCCCGAAAAACAAGACUUCAGAAAAAAAGCAAAGAAAGUGAAAAAGAAAUGUUUUUGGUGGAUUUAAAAUACAAUACAAUAGAUGAACUCGAACUUCUGAAGCGGCUGGCCUGAUCUCUUUGUGGUAUAAUAAACUGUAAGACAAUUAUUUGUUUUUCACAUUUGCUCACCCUAAAUAGUUUUCCUAUUAGGAACAGGCUGUUAUAACAAAAUUGAGCAUAUAUAUAUUUUUGUUUGUUUAAUACACAACAUGUAAAUAAAGUAUUUGCACAUUU
Xenopus tropicalis (tropical clawed frog) is the source of this 2621-nucleotide messenger RNA. It is a transcript of the gene insyn2b, whose product is annotated as inhibitory synaptic factor family member 2B. NCBI's taxonomy places the organism in Eukaryota, Metazoa, Chordata, Amphibia, Anura, Pipidae. The transcript is spliced from 4 exons. The record is from RefSeq and is a predicted model, not a curated record. Bases 860 to 2413 code for a protein of 517 amino acids.